This is a messenger RNA of Trichogramma pretiosum, 4029 nucleotides long. Its product is annotated as M-phase inducer phosphatase-like. Gene Ontology annotation, cellular component: nucleus; cytoplasm. The transcript is spliced from 5 exons. Gene Ontology annotation, biological process: positive regulation of G2/MI transition of meiotic cell cycle; protein dephosphorylation; positive regulation of G2/M transition of mitotic cell cycle. Gene Ontology annotation, molecular function: thiosulfate-cyanide sulfurtransferase activity; protein tyrosine phosphatase activity. The record is from RefSeq and is a predicted model, not a curated record. NCBI's taxonomy places the organism in Eukaryota, Metazoa, Arthropoda, Insecta, Hymenoptera, Trichogrammatidae. Bases 1204 to 3147 code for a protein of 647 amino acids.
AUCAGUGAAAACGCGGGUGAUUUUGGCUUCAUUUUUUUAAACGAUUCGUAUCGAGAGAAACGUUUAUUUAAAAGAAAAUAUCGUUCUUAUCGGGAACCACCGUUUAUCUAAAAGAAUGAGUGUGCCGAACGACAUUAGCGGUUUAAAAUACGAUCGUGGCAGUGAUCAACUUUCAGUGCUGGAAGGACGGACUAGUAUUUGAUAGUCGACGACCGCCUGUCAAGUGCCAAACGAUCGGCGCACCUUCCCGCCUAAAUUUAUCGUUCGCGAAAUUGUCAUCGACGACACACAGAGUCAGUGCCCUAGCCUAAUCGAGGUAAACAAAUAGCGAGCAUUUAAAGCCAAAUAGCCUCGCGACUCGAGGCACACGUGAUCGGUCCAAGAAAUUUUGCGAGUGCUCGUCAACUAGUGUAGGCUCGGUGUUAUGAUCGAGCCGACAUUUAAACUUUGCACGUCGGCCGUUCGAUGAGUCGACCGUUUAAAAGGCUCUUCCAGCAGUGAAUGAAGCGUUGCCUGUAUACCCCGCGUAUACUUUGUAAAUAGUGAUAAAUAACAGCAUCAUGAAAUUGACGUUAACGUGUAGUGUGCCGUUGCUGUUAUUUAUUAAUAAAUUGUAAAAAUUGUAAAUAGUGAUCAUCUGAAAUAUAGUUCAUUUGUUUAUUGUACAUAUAUAUAAAUCUCGUGCGUGCGGGCAUCGAAGUGAAUUUAGUCGUUUGAAAACAAAAAGUCGUGCGUGAUCGCGAAAUCGUGCUCUGUAUGCAUUUUGUAGAUAAAGCACAGCGAUUAAUGUGCAAUUUGGAAAAUCCUCCCGGCGCAAGUGGGCGAUUGACUAAUCGCGAGAGUGAACUUUGUGCCAGUUGAGCCCGUGCAGUGGCAACCUUUUUGGCACAGUCGCUGGUGGAGUUGCAUCCUGGGAUUGCUUCAUCAUUGCGUAUACAGCAAGCAAUCAUCGUCGCUGGUAUUUUUCUGCGUACCAGUUUCAUCGAUACCAUUUGUGCAGUUGUACCUCCCCCCAUUACUUUGUACAUGCCUAUGUGUGAACCUCUGGUUUUUGUCACGUUAAUUUUGACAGCGAAACAAUCGAUAGUUUGAACAAGUGUCAAGUCGAUUUACACGAGAGCCAAUCGUAAUCGACGGCCUUUUACUCAUAUAUAAUCAUCACUAUAUAAAUAUAUCUGUGAAGCAUAUUGAAGUGUGUGCAAGAUGUCUCAGCGAAUGAAUUUGGUCAACUGCGAGUUGAAAUUUGAGUCCGAAGUAACGGAAAUGGACAGUAGUAAGCUGUCGAAAGAAUCAGUGGUCAAGUCAUCGACCGAGUCUCCGCUGACGCCCAUCACUAACAUCACGAGAGAACUGGAACGCUCCGUAUUAUCAGCAGCACCUGAUAUUUGUAUCGAGCCAGAAAUCAAGCACUCCUCAGAUCACCUUGAAGACUCUCAAGAUCAGCUUAAGAAUAAUCAUGUGUUUAGAAUGUUUGGAAAUGGAUUCAGGAUCAAGGGUUCGCCGGAGGUAACGAGCAGUGACUUUUUGAAAAGAUCAAAAGCUCGACUCUUGGGCAUGGCUUCGUCGCGAAGCACAACCAGCCCGGAGCUGUUGUCGCCCUACGCAAAAAAAAUGUACGACACCGCCAUGGCUAGCCCUGAAACGAAGAAUUCAACACCACACAAGCCUGGCCGAUUGAGAAUGAGAAAAAGAAUGCCUUUGGAGGAAUACGACCGAAAUAGCCAGGACAGCGGCUACGAUGAAAAUCAUUCUCAAAACGUCGUUUUCCGAUUCGCCGAGCCGUUCGGCGUCGCUCCUCGACGAAGCUCGGACUCGCGCAGUCCCUGCACUUCUCCGCUCGGCAUGUCUCCGCAACGCAAGAAAGCCACGAGGUCUAGCCUGUUCCACAGCCUCUCAUCCGGUUACGAGAGCUUCGACGAUGGCUUCAACGAGCUGACCGACGUCGACAGCCUCGAUGGGGAGCUCGGUCCGAGACCGCAGAACCUGGCCAGCCUCAUUUGCGGCUCAUUCGUGCAGGAAAAGUCGACUUCCAUGGAGAUGUGCGUGGUGGCAACGACGCCCCCCGAGGCCGCCGCCGUGGCAGCGCCACGAUCGCGACCGAGGCUCGGCUUUCGUUCCCAGCUGCCUCUUCAAGAAGCGGCGCCAAAAAACGGCUACGCGGACUACAGCAGCCCGCCCAACAGCGCGCCCAGGGCCCGAUCGUGCCUCUUCAGGUCGCCCAACGCCACCUGCUCGACGGCCAAGCUCGCCUUCGCCGACGAGAACAGCGCGCGCUCGUUCAAGCGACCCGAGCCUCCGACCCAGCAGUCACCCAUUCUAGUCAAGCGUUCGCGCAACUCGUGCGACUCGCCGCCCGUCCUGUCCGGCUCGCCCAACUUCCCCGAGAGGUCCUGCAAGCGCUUCCGCGAGAGCUUGAGCUUCUCCGCCCUGGGCAGCUCGCCGAUGCUCGUGUCGCCAGAGCAGGUGCGCUGUCCCCGCUACGAGCCCGAGUCGCACGCCCAGGUCAAGGCGGCCAUCCACCGCAGCACGACCGACGAGGACCUGACGGGCGACUUCUCCAAGACGUGCAUCCUGCCCCUCGCCGUAGGAGAGCACGAGGACCUCAAGUCCAUUAGCUCGGAGACCCUCGUCAAGCUCAUCAACGGCGACUUCGACAAGCUGGUCAAGGACUUCAAGAUCGUCGACUGCCGCUAUCCGUACGAGUUCGAGGCCGGCCACGUUCCCGGCGCCAUCAAUCUCUACAGCCGAGACAUGAUCGAGCAGUUUCUCCUCGAUCCUCUGACGCACGUGCCCUCGAUCGAAUCGGAAAGCGAAAAGAGGAGCGUCAUCAUUUUUCACUGCGAGUUCUCUUGGGAGCGGGGUCCGAAUCUGUCGAGAUUCCUGCGCAACAUCGAUCGCCAGCGCAACAAGGAGCACUACCCGGCUCUUCAUUAUCCGGAAAUUUAUCUCCUCCACGGAGGUUAUCAGAAAUUCUACGAAGAGCAACCCCAGCACUGCACGCCUCGAGGUUACAAACCUAUGAAGGAUCCAGCUCACGAGUCCGACCUUAAAUUAUUUCGAAGCAAGAGCAAAACGUGGCAAGGCGAAAAGAUCAACCGAGCGAACGUCGUCACAGCUCGGGCGAAUCUCAAAAGACUGGGUUUUUAAUCGUACCAUCUUGUUCAAUUGCCGCGCUCUUUUUUUUGUUUUUAAGGAAGGACGAGUCAUCUAAUGUAUUAUAGCUUUAAUAUUGUACAUGGAUCGAAGAAUUGACUGGAACAAAAUUAGACUUAAGGCAUUUCGCGUAUUUUGUUGAAUUUUUCUCCACCGAAAUUGUUCUCGGAAAAUUUCACAAAAUUUCCGCGAGAUUUAUGUGCAAAUGUAAAUAGUUUUUAUUGCAAAACACGAUCGCAGCAGGCUUGAGCCUCGACAGCCGCGCUUAAAAAUGGCUUUAAAAUAAUUUUCUAACUUUUUUUUAUAUUUUGGCGUAAAAAAGGCCAGGGUCAGCUUCCAAGUGAUCAUGAGAGAAAUGCAAAUCCAUAUUUUUAUGUCUCUAUGUUUCUUUUAUGUGUGAGAGUGAGUGAGUAUUUAAUGUAUGUUAAAUAUUUAUUUUGAGGCGCAGCGGAAAAGACGAGGCGAGACUUAAGCAAAAAGCGACUUAGUCAAUUUUUUCAGUUCGCUGAUUAGCUUGUAUAUACCAAAUCAAUUUUUGCGCCAUUAGAUAAAUUUUAAUUUGAGUGAAAGUCGAAUGAAAUCAAAUGAAUUCAAAUGAAUUGAGAAAAUGGAAUUAUACCUUUUUCACUCGAUGAAAAAGAAAAUUGUAUAAAUGUUCUUGUUUCUUUUUUAAUGAACUAUCUGUCUCAAUAUGUAUAAUAUUAUUGUAUACAAUAUUUGUUACAAAAACUAUAGGGAAAUUGAUUUAUUGAUCAAAAUGGGAUAAAAAGUUCUUUGUAACUUUCCCUUUAACACGUGCAAAAUAGUUUAUAUGCUGUACAAAGUAUUAUGUAAAUUAUAAAGAAAAAUAUAAUUUUGUCAUACAAAAUAAUAUAA